AUGAUGUCCGGUCUUCACGAGCUCAUUCACAGGCAGCGACCAGGACCAUGGCAGAAAUUCUGGUCUCAGCCGUUUGUCUAUCUUGCACGAACGCUAUAUGCUUGGCACAAACCUCUCAUAGCCAUGCCGCUUCGAGAACCGGUCGAAAUUGUCUGUAUUUCCGAUACACAUAAUGCCCAACCUCUGAUUCCCGACGGUGAUAUCCUCAUACAUGCUGGGGAUCUAACACAGUCUGGCUCUUUUGAGGAGAUUCAAACCACACUCAACUGGCUACGCUCCCUGUCUCACCCCGUCAAGAUAGUAGUAGCAGGAAACCAUGACUUGCUGCUUCAUUCCAUGCCGGACCGCCCACGUCAAUCUGCGUUUCAGAGGGCUCAGCUCGAAUGGGGCGAUAUCAUUUACUUGGAGAACAACGAGAUAACAGUUUCGUGCCCGGGAACCAGUCGCCAGCUUCGAAUUUUUGGAAGUCCCUACUCUCUAAAGCAUGGAAAUUGGGCCUUCCAAUACCCCCGAAACCAGGAUGUAUGGACCAGCUUGGUUCCCGAAGGAAUUGACGUUCUGAUUACACAUGGCCCACCACUCGCGCACCUGGAUUUGCAAUGGGGAUGCCCUUAUCUUUUGCAGACGCUGUGGAGAGUCCGCCCCAAACUACACGUAUUUGGCCAUAUUCAUGAAGGCUCAGGAACCGACGCCUUGUCAUUCAACAGACUUCAGAAGGCAUACGAGCGUACAAUCGUUUCUAAAGGAGACUGCAAGUCCCUUUUAUUGACGGCAUGGGAACUGGCUAAAGCUUGUCUUCGCCCAGCUGUGGAAGCAAAAUGCUUACUUGUUAAUCCUUCUAUUCUUGGCGGCUUACGAGACGACGAGCGGAGACAGCCUAUCAAAGUUGUCAUUUGA
Molecule: messenger RNA, 897 nt
Organism: Penicillium diatomitis
Lineage: Eukaryota; Fungi; Ascomycota; Eurotiomycetes; Eurotiales; Aspergillaceae
Product: metallophosphatase domain-containing protein
Exons: 1
Coding region: 1-897 (298 amino acids)
Molecular function (GO): hydrolase activity
Source: RefSeq, a predicted model, not a curated record